GGGGGAGUCAACGGCUUCCGUUCCCCUCAGCUCUAGUUAGAAGUGGCAUUCUAUCAAACUUGGGCGGCGGCUGUGAUUGUUGGAGACCGAACCAUGCCUGGACCUGGACCGCACAUGCUCUACGCCAUGGGCUCAGGCAUGGCUCUGAUGAGUCUCAGCGACGGCAGAUUCAGUCCCCAUCAUACUCUCAUUUACACCAUCAACGCCUUCUUCGGCCCCGACAUUGGCUCCUUCUCCGAAUGGCUAUCCUCUGUUCUCGGUUUCUCAGGAUCUUCAGUUCCCGACGCCAUCCAUCACCCUGUCUUUUACAUCCUCAUUCUGGGUCUUCCUCUUUGCCUCUUCUACGCCUGGCUCUCCUCUGUUCUACUCCACAAGGGCCUUCUCGAUUCCGUCUUUGGGGUAUCUCUUAAUAGAAGGCAAUGCUUGUUGUUAAUCUCGGCUGGUUCUUUUUCACACUUCUUUCUUGACCAUUUGUUUGAGGAAAACGGGCAUUCAUCGAUGUACACUUGGAUAUUGAGCACUGGUUGGUGGGAGAACCGAGCACCAAUUAACCCAGAUGCUGUUAUGGUGAUUGGAUUCUUGUGCACUUGCUUAAUUGGCGGCUUUGUUUACAUUAACAGAGUGAAGUCCGCGAAGUCGAUUCCUAAACAAUCGUAUCAGUCGGUUAAGCUUAUUAUAGUAGUAGCUACACUAUAUUCCAUGUGGUGCGCAAGCCAGAUAUACUGGACUAACCCUCGUCGACCAGCUGUUGGCGAAGAAGCUGACCUCGGAGUUCUAGUGUUUCUGUUUGUCUAUUUUUUUCUACCUCAUUAUCUUUGUAUAAAGUCUAUGCAACCAAAAGAUCUUGAAAUCAGACAUCUCCCAUUGUGAUAGAACGAUACAUCCAUUUAUAUUAGAAAUGACAACAAUUUCCUUCA
Molecule: messenger RNA, 917 nt
Organism: Cucurbita pepo subsp. pepo (vegetable marrow)
Lineage: Eukaryota; Viridiplantae; Streptophyta; Magnoliopsida; Cucurbitales; Cucurbitaceae
Source: RefSeq, a predicted model, not a curated record